GAGCUACGUAUGACGGGAACAGCUAAUCCUGUGCCUUUACCUUAGAAAUCCUGAAGUCUGAAAAAGGGGGAGGAGACCACAGCUGGUUCCUUCUUGGGUUCCUACCAGCACAGCAAGAUGGAACUUCUCCUGGCCAUUUUUCUCACUGUUUUGACUGGCAUUGUGGCAAUUGCUUUCUAUUAUGAACACCCCAAAGCAGAAAUUCCUCAUGGAAUCAGUGAGCGUCAAAAGCUUUAUGCUCUUCAUUACUGCAUUAAUUUUGGGCUUGGUCUGGCAACAUUUUUGGACAAAGUAGGUAUCAUCUCAGAGGUCCAUCUCCUCAGGAUUAUAAUGGAGACAGUACCACCAUUUAAAGAUAAACGUCUUCUUAUCAAAGACUUAAGGUUUGAAAGGGUUAAAGUGAGAAUUUACCAGCCAAAAACAUCAAACAAUAGCCAAAGACGGGGAAUCCUUUAUUUCCAUGGAGGAGUUGGCUGGUUGGGAAGUAUCCGGGCCUAUGAAAGAACAUGCCGCUAUUUCUGCAGGAAGACCAAUUCAGUGGUGGUGUGUGUUGGGUAUCGUUUAGCUCCUGAGCACCCAUUCCCAGCCCAGUUUGAGGACUGUCUCACUGCUGCCAUCCACUUUCUGAGGACUGCACAAGACCAUGGAGUUGACCCUUCCCGCAUUGUCGUCUGUGGAGACAGCAGUGGAGGGACACUCACUGCUGCUGUUGCCCAAGCACUGGUGAACAGAAGAGAUCUCCCAAAGCUGAGAGCACAAAUCCUAAUAUAUCCUUUUCUCCAGUGUGUGGACUUCAAUUUGCCUUCUUAUCAGCAGAACGAGAAAGUCCCCAUUUUGCUAAAGGAACGAACCCUUGUUCUUGGCUUGAAGUAUGUUAAUGAAGACUUGUGCCUCGAAGAAUUAUUUAAAGGUUGUCAUGUUUCAGAAGAUCGGAGACUGAAAUAUCAGAAAUGGGUGAGUCCUGACUACAUUCCUCUGGAGUUUAAAACAAGAGGUUUCAAACCAAGUCCAAUAUAUCCACCCUCAAAACAAAUCUGUGAAGUGGUCAAGUCCAUGUUUGACCCUGUUUUUUCACCACUGUUGGCUGAAGACAGUGUUAUUGCUCGGCUCCCUGAGACUUUCAUUUUGACCUGUGAAUUUGAUGUGCUUAGAGAUGAUGGACUGCUGUACAAGAAACGAUUAGAGGACCACGGUAUAAAAGUGACCUGGUGCCAUCUGCAAGAGGGAUUCCAUGGAACAGUGUUCUUCGCGCUUUUUGGCAGGGUGGUAGGAUUCCGCUCUGGAACUAAAGGCCUGGAAAAGAUAGUAAAUUUUCUAAGACUGAUGUAAAAUUCUAUUUCUUGCUUUCUUUUCCUGAUUCCUAUCUCUUUUUACUUACAAAGCUCUUCUUAAAAAUCCUCAAUUUUCCUUUUCUUAAAUCAUCACCUUAAAUUUCUGCACUGCAUCUGCCUUCUUUUUACCCAGUAAGUUGAUUGCAUGAUGGCCUUUGCUUAAUUUUCUCUUAGGAGAGGCAAAAUCAGGUGAAUUUACAUUUCUUUCUUCUACCACCUCUUUAAUUUUCUCUUGUAGCCAUUAAAGAUCUCAUCCUUAUAGCAAGGGGUCUGCAAUGUGGUCUGGUUCAGUAAAGUUCUGGUACUAUUAGAACACAAACCACGUUUGAAAACAGCCUGGGGUAGGUAACAGGGUGUGAAUCUACAGGGUCAGUGUAUAAAGAGUAUGGUCAAUGACUUAGGAAAGCCUGUAUCUGGUGAGAGCUGAAUUUGAGACAAGCUUAAAGAGAACUGAAUGUAGCAGGAAAAAUGUGAACAUAGACAGAAAUUACAGAAGGGGAAGAAAAGGAGAGGAAGAGAGGGAAAGGGCAGGCCUGGAACUACAGAUACUAUAACAAGUAUUGGUUAAGGAAAACAACAUCUAUUUAAAAAAUCAUGCAUAUACAUUUUAUAUAUAGAUAAUAGAUAUAUGGGAAUCUAAAGUAAUAUCGGUUCCUUUACAAAGGGUAGGCCUGCACUGCCUGAGGCAGGAAGGACUCUUCCUUUGCGGGACAGUGUCAAGUGCCAUCACAGAGAAAGGAGACUGAGGAAAAAAAAAAAAAUCAAAGUUCGGGUUAGUCUUAAACUAUUUACAACAAGAGAUGAACGAUCAAGUAAACCAAUACAAAAUAAAACGUCAUAACAAAAGUGUAAAGCUCUUUUCUCAGAAAUGAACUUAAGUAUUGCCAGAAAUGUCAGUAUAAAUGUUUUAAUGACACCAUUCUGAGGUGAAUGUAUAACUGUAUGUUGCGGUUUAGGGUUCUUACUUUUCUUUCUUUCUCUCAGGGAAUUUUCUCCGCUUUGUGUUGCUAGGGGACAAUAACGCCCGGAUACUUAAGAAAGACAAAAGAAGUUGCCAAGCUCAGGGGAGGAGGGCAUUCGGCCUCCUGCACUCCUUAUCUGAGGGUUUCUCUCACAGGGGCAGAGAUACCUCGAGAAUUGGGCUGGGAAAAAAGGGGCUGGGGCAGUUGCUAGCUCCUCCUUGGAAGAAUUCACCACCACUGCAUGGUUCUCUAUUCUGCUGUCUUCUACCAUGAGUGGAGCUCUGCUGUAAGAGUGGCUGUUGCGCUGGGGCCUUAUUAACAUCCUACCUCACCAAACAAAGGACCCUUCAACAUCUGCUAGGGUGCCUCAGGGGAAAGCCCAGGAUCCCUGAGCCUCUUUCCCCUCCCAGGCCGUCUCUCUCUGCCGUGUUCAAGAGCCGGGCUACUGCUGCCCAGCCCCCACCGUUUUUCUGCCACUGCUCCUGGUUUUCCCCUACACUGUAGCUCUGCACCCCUGCCCUGCCGGGACACCCCGCGGUUCCAGCUACAACUGCAAAGUUUCUGCCACCUCUUGCUUGCUACCCUGGGCGAGCCUGCCCUGCCGCUCCAGCUGCUGCUCCAAGGUUCCUGCUAAUAUAAACAAAAUUGCUCAAUCAAAAUUAAUAAAGAAAUGACAUUUA
Molecule: messenger RNA, 2973 nt
Organism: Corvus hawaiiensis (hawaiian crow)
Lineage: Eukaryota; Metazoa; Chordata; Aves; Passeriformes; Corvidae
Product: arylacetamide deacetylase-like 4
Exons: 4
Coding region: 118-1329 (403 amino acids)
Cellular component (GO): membrane
Molecular function (GO): carboxylic ester hydrolase activity
Source: RefSeq, a predicted model, not a curated record